Messenger RNA from Drosophila kikkawai, 952 nucleotides. Lineage: Eukaryota; Metazoa; Arthropoda; Insecta; Diptera; Drosophilidae. The record is from RefSeq and is a predicted model, not a curated record.
CACACUUUAACGAUUCUAAAUAUUGGGGACUUUUGUCAAAUCUUAUGUUUUAUUUUUGGAGUUCUCUCAAAAACAUGCAGCCUGCAACCGAUAAUAUUGCCUGGUCAAAGCGAGACGCUUCUCUGUUGAAAUCCGGAGAUUUUGCGGAUGUGUGUGUUCGCGUUGGCGACUCAAAAUUUUCGUGCCACAAGAUCGUUUUAGCCAAAGCUUCCGAGUUCUUUGAGAAAUUGUUUAAAAAUGAUGGCUUACAAUCGGGAGAGGUGGUUUUAGAGCAGCCGACCCCCAAACUUUUUAAAAUAUUCCUCGAUUACAUAUACACUUGGGACGACGAGCCAUUGCGGCAUCUUACGCUUAAAGAGCUGUCUUGUCUUCUGGAGAAUUCAAAUAUGUGGAUAGCUGUCCAAGUUGAAAAGACAUGCGAAGGAAUUAUAUUAGACCGAUGCCGUUCGACGGGAUCUAGAGAAUUAAUUGAGCUUUAUAGGCUGGCUCAUCUUUUGGAUAAGAAAUCAAUAAUGGACAGAGUCAUUAAGAUAAUGCAGAAUAACGAAAUGGACCACUCGGGAAUUUAUUAUAUGGGGAUUGACUGCUUCACUGAGUAUUUUAAGAGCACUACUCAGUUAAAUGAAAGUAAACGCUUCAAUAUGGCGGAGAAGUGGAUAUUAAAAAAUGUUUCACCAAUAAGGGGAUCAUAUUAUUCUAUCAACAUACCUUCAAAUUCUGAACCAGUUUCGGUAACGGGGAAGGUGACUCGAAUUUUGGAAAACAUAAGAUUUGAGAUUAUGUCACUGGAUGCAUUUUACAAUGGCCCUGGAAAGUCAAAGCUAUUGGCUGAUUCAAGAAAGGUUGAAAUCAUAUAUGAAAUUGCCAAAAAAGGCUGUCAUUAUUGCCAUCGUUUCUAAUUUAAUUGCGGCUCUUAUUUAACCAGCCAUUACAAAAAAAUAAAUAUUCAUUA